Theobroma umbraticum is the source of this 1811-nucleotide messenger RNA. It is a transcript of the gene MOT2, whose product is annotated as sulfate transmembrane transporter. Gene Ontology annotation, biological process: molybdate ion transport. Lineage: Eukaryota; Viridiplantae; Streptophyta; Magnoliopsida; Malvales; Malvaceae. The record is from RefSeq and is a predicted model, not a curated record. Gene Ontology annotation, molecular function: molybdate ion transmembrane transporter activity.
UUUUCUCAUUACAUAUGCCUGAAUUAAGUGAAUAUUGAAAUUUUGGGUGUUGAAUUAGAUGAAAAGAUUAAAUUGAAUUUGGCUAAAGGUUAGGUCCCACCAAUUGGUCAUAGCCCAAAAAAGCCAUUGCUCCAUUUUCCCAUAAUCCAGGCUUACCGCAGUGCUAGUCUAAUCAUGGACCAACAAUCUCCGUUCUCCUCGUCCACCACCACAGCUCCACUCCUCCUCCACCACCAGCCAUGGUGGCGCCGCCACUUCAACAUCAAAAACACCCUCUCCUCCGAACUAUCAGGAGCAGUAGGAGACUUGGGCACUUUCAUUCCAAUAAUCCUAACCCUGACCUUGGUCUCCCACUUAGACCUCUCGACAACUCUCAUCUUCACUGCCCUUUACAACAUAGCCACAGGCCUACUCUUCCACAUCCCCAUGCCUGUCCAACCCAUGAAAUCCAUUGCUGCCGUCGCCGUCUCCGAAACCCCACACCUUACCACCUCUCAAAUAGCCACUGCCGGCGCUUCCACCGCUGCCGUCCUCCUCCUCCUUGGGGCUACCGGUCUGAUGUCGACCCUUUACCGUCUCCUCCCUCUCCCUGUUGUCCGUGGGGUCCAGCUCUCUCAAGGUCUCUCCUUUGCCUUCUCAGCAAUUAAGUAUAUCCGUUACAACCAAGAUUUUAUAGCUUCUAAAUCUACCACCCCACGGGCUUGGUUGGGUCUUGAUGGUCUUGUUUUGGCCCUCACAAGUCUCCUCUUCUUAGUAAUCUUCACCGGAUCUGGUGAUCAUCACACUGGAGAUGAAUCUAAUGACAAUGAGUCACGUGGCAGAAGCUCAAAGUGGUCGAGAAUUAUGAGUUCAAUUCCAGCUGCUUUGAUAGUGUUUUUGUUUGGGUUGGUUUUAUGUUUUAUACGUGAUCCUACAAUUUUUAGUGAUAUUAAGUUUGGUCCAUCAAAGAUAGGAUUUUUGAGUAUUACUUGGGAGGAUUGGAAAGUUGGGUUUUUGAAAGGAGCUGUACCACAAAUCCCAUUGUCAAUAUUGAAUUCAGUUAUUGCAGUUUGCAAGUUGUCAGGUGAUUUGUUUCCAGACAGGGAACUGUCUGCUGCUAAGGUUUCUGUGAGUGUUGGAGUUAUGAAUUUGGUGGGGUGUUGGUUUGGGGCAAUGCCAGUGUGUCAUGGUGCAGGUGGGUUAGCUGGACAGUAUAGGUUUGGAGCAAGGAGUGGAUGGUCAGUGGUUUUUUUGGGGAUUGGGAAGUUGGUGAUUGGCUUGGUGUUUGGGAACUCUUUUGUCAGGAUUUUGAGUCAGUUUCCUAUUGGGAUUCUUGGAGUGCUUUUGUUGUUUGCUGGAAUUGAGUUGGCUAUGGCUUCUAGGGAUAUGAACUCUAAGGAGGAGUCUUUUGUUAUGUUGGUUUGUGCUGCUGUUUCGUUGACUGGUUCUAGUUCUGCAUUGGGGUUUGUAUGUGGGAUUUUGCUGUUUCUGUUGCUGAAGCUAAGAAGGUUGCAGUGCUCUGGUUCCAUGUUUAGCAAAUUCAAGUCUGGGUCUGCCAUUGAUGAUGAAACUAGUUCAAUUCCUUAAAGCUGCCCUUGCUGCGGUUGGAUACUGGAGACUGGUCAAUGAGUCUGUAUGUACAAGACUUAGUGUAUCUUUUAUGCUGAUUAAUUACUUGUACACUAGCAUAAUCAUAUGAUGGAAGAUAAUCCACGUGGAUGUAUUCAAUUCUGGCUUAGCAGUUAGUUCAUAGUCUUAUCAGUACAUUUUAUGCAAUGUAUUAUUCUGUUGCCACAAUAAUUGAAGUUUGAUGUAUCAUCUUUCUUGGCAAA